AUGGAAACUGCUCAGGAACGAAAGCCAAAAAGGCCCCACUACAUUCCCCGACCGCCAGGCAAGCCUUACAAGUACCAGUGUUUCCAGUGUCCUUUCACCUGCAACGAAAAGUCCCAUCUCUUCAACCACAUGAAAUAUAACUUGUGCAAAAAUUCCAUCUCUUUGGUGUCCCAGAAAAAUGUGCAAACAGGCCGACAAGUCAAGGCUGUAGCGAAGGGAGUCCCUGUCAAAUCAAAGGACUGUCCAAGCCCUCCGCCAGCAGUUCCGGACAAAAGUCCUGAGACAGAGGGAACUGAGGAGAGCAAAGCAGAGAGCAUAGAUGACACAGAAGAAGUCGACGUUGGGUGUGACAGCCCAGUCAAUAAGGACAGCCAGAGUUUGACAACAUCAGAUACAGUGACAGAGGGAGAGAACAGGGAGAGCACUGAGGGCAAGUCUCUGCCGCGCCCAUCUGCCUUCUCCCCUGUCACACCCAAAAGUGACGGAACAGAAGCCUUCAAGUCAUCAAGUGUGCAGCAGUCGGAGGAUUCACAGGCUCCUGUUCCCACUUUCAACCAUCCAGGCUUCCCAUGGGGCACGAUUCCAUCAUCCAUUCCCUUAAAACCAUUCCCCCCUCCCAUGGUUCCUGAAUACCCCCCUUACCUGCUGCCUGACCGACCCCUGUAUCCACCAUACUACCUUCCAGCAAACCACCAUGCAAAUGAGCCAAACUCUCCUCCUUUCCGGCCAGAGUUUAUAGAUCCCCAGAGGCCUGUGAUGCCACAACCCAUUGCCCCACCUCACACAUCCCUCUUUCCCCCAUACCCAUACAGAUACUGCCACCCUCUCCACCCGGGACCCCCUCUGCAUUACACCCUGUACAGACCCCAUGAGCUCUCAAUGCCAAUUGCAGGACCCAGAUAUCUUCCUUUGGAUUUGUAUGGCUCAACCCUUGGACCUAAGGACUAUGACUUAUACAUGCAUUCACAUCCAAGUCACAACAGCCUUAACACCUCCACACAAGAGGAGAGCAACCAUGGGCAAAGUGGAGACAAGGAAACCAGGCUGAGUCCUAAAGAGGGCUGUUCAGCCUUGGGGUCCCCUGACAGACCAAGUCAUGCACACACCAUCCAGAGAGACACAGAGGCCUCACAGUACACCAACAAGGGUGAGCCACAGUCAACCACCCAGCUCGGACACACAGCUACAACCAUACAAGCCAUCAAACAUGACCAAAGACUUGAGGAGUCUGCAGAAAGCUUGCUGCAGUUGAGAACUCUGCACGUGGAUGGAGGAUCAGUUGAGAGCAGCAGUUAUUCCUCAAUGCCUGUGUCUGAACCAUGUCCUGAAACUACCCCAGAAAAUGAGAAGGACAACAGAGAAGAUCUGGCCCCCCUAAACCUUUCAACAAGGAACCAGGAGGCAGAAAAAAGCCCAUCUGCCCACAGACAGAGGUGCUCAGAGAAAUUAAAGGGGGAAGAGUUGCCCCUGAACCUCAGCCUUCGAGCUUCUUAUAGCAGCCCCGCUCACAGCUCUGCACUGAGCACUUCCGAAAAUCUCCAGCAGAGUCGAGACACUGAGCUGGAUGAAGAACCGUGUGACCAGAGGCAGAAUGCAGCGCUGGCACUGUGUCAGCUAGCUAUUGCAAGCUCUGCUGCCUCUUUGUGUGACUUCAGCACCGCAGAAAGACCCACGGAGAAAUGCACAGACAAUACAAAUUCUACGUCUCAUAAGAAGACCAAGCACACAGCCAAGGCAAAGACAACUGGCAUGAAAAGAGCAAACAGUGGCCAGGAUGAAACCAGGUGCCAUAAACCGAACAAGAGAGCUAAAGUACCAGGGCGGGCUCUGAGGAGGAGGGCUCGUUGCUGCUGAACUCUGACUGUUAUAAUAUUUGGUAAGAGGGACUCUAACCUUCACCACUGCAAGACUCAACUUGAAAAGCAGCAACUUAUUGAACAUAAUUAGUAAUUAAAUGUAUUGCACUGCCACAAGGUCUAC
Messenger RNA from Centropristis striata (black sea bass), 1980 nucleotides. It is a transcript of the gene znf750, whose product is annotated as zinc finger protein 750. The transcript is spliced from 2 exons. Gene Ontology annotation, biological process: positive regulation of transcription by RNA polymerase II; epidermis development. NCBI's taxonomy places the organism in Eukaryota, Metazoa, Chordata, Actinopteri, Perciformes, Serranidae. The record is from RefSeq and is a predicted model, not a curated record. Gene Ontology annotation, molecular function: promoter-specific chromatin binding; DNA-binding transcription activator activity, RNA polymerase II-specific; RNA polymerase II cis-regulatory region sequence-specific DNA binding. Bases 1 to 1854 code for a protein of 617 amino acids. Gene Ontology annotation, cellular component: nucleus.